UCGGGAUCCAUGUAAACCACGAAUUCGCCAGGUCAUGAUUAUGUAACCCACCGGGCAUGUUCAUGUUGCUGACGGACUCCGGGGUCCGUCGGUACAUUGAUUGUUGCUUGUCACUGCUCGUCCCGGGCUGAAUUCCAGUUACCAUGUCAACUCAUCAGCGCCGCCUUCAGAACGCCCCACCCUACCAACUAGACAGCAGCCAUCCGUGCAGCACGAGACCUCCAGCAUGAAGCUGUACGCAAUAGGUGAUCUGCACCUCAGCUACCCAGCCAACCGUGAUGCCUGGUCGGAGCUCGACCUCCACCUCGACGACGGCCUUAUCCUGUGCGGUGAUAUUGGCGAGAAGGCUGAGCAACUCGAGCUCGCCUUCUCCACCGCGACCAAGUGCUUUAGGGACGUCUUCUGGUGCCCUGGGAACCACGAGCUCUACACCCUCGCCUCGCCAGCUGGUGCGCCCCCACAGCCACGCGGCGAGGCAAAGUACAACCAGUGUGUGGCCAUCGCCCGCAAGUACGGUGUACACACCCCCGAGGAUGAAUAUGUCGUCUGGGACGGCGAGGGCGGGCCCGUCUUGAUUGCUCCCAUCUUCACCCUGUACGACUACUCCUUCCGCCCAGAUCAUAUCAAGGACAAGGCCGAGGCCUUGAAGUGGGCUGAGGAGUUGGACACGGUGGCCACCGACGAGUUCAUCCUGCAUCCAGAUCCUUAUCUCUCUCGCGAGCAAUGGUGUGAGGCCCUUGUUGAGAGUACCCAGGCCAAGCUUGAAGCGGCCGCAGACCGUGGCCUGCCCUUGAUCCUCAUCAACCACUGGCCACUGCGUGAGGACCUCAUCUGGAUACCCAGAGUCCCAAGGUUCACGCUGUGGUGCGGCACAAAGAAGACCCAGGACUGGCACAAGAGAUACAACGCCAAGGUUGUUGUCUCCGGCCACCUGCACGUAAGAAGGACGGACUGGAAGGACGGUGUGAGAUUCGAGGAGUGCAGUUGGGGCUAUCCGAGACAGUGGGAUCACGUGAGGAAGUCUGGCAAAGAUAUAAAUUCCUUCCUACGGGAGAUCCUCCCCGGUCCCCCAGUACCAGAGGGCGGUGAUGUCCCAACUCAAUGGAGGAGAUGGGAUUGAUGUCCCGCGUCUGCCUUCGCUGGUGCCAAUGGCGAGACGCGAGGCUAAAUUCUACUUGCGCCGGGGCCAGCUCUACCACAGUAGCAUCCUUAGGAAGUUGGUGUGUCUGGGUCUCUUAGCAC
Molecule: messenger RNA, 1242 nt
Organism: Diaporthe batatas
Lineage: Eukaryota; Fungi; Ascomycota; Sordariomycetes; Diaporthales; Diaporthaceae
Exons: 1
Coding region: 227-1120 (297 amino acids)
Molecular function (GO): hydrolase activity
Source: RefSeq, a predicted model, not a curated record